AUGGCCUCGAACCGGCCACUAGGAAAAUCCACAAUGCCGCAGAGCAGCGAUUCCCCCAACUCCGCCUCCGCAAAGGGCUCUCUCGCCAGUCCCGCCAAUGUCAUGACGCCGCAGCGCUUGGCUCGUGAACCCAGCGGUCUGCCCGAGCAGCAGCAGUUACAGCCUCGCGAAUCCGUCUCGGACGAGAAAGAUAGCUACGAAAAGCCAGAAAAUAUUGAGGUUGAGAAGCUGGAUGAUUUUAUUUUGCCUUUGCAGAAACCCGUAAACGACCAAGACGGCGAACGGUUUCUGCUCGACCCGGCCGGCGACCUCACCUACGACAUCACCACCGUCGACGUCGUGACAGUGCCUUGCCCUGGCGGCGACCGACUCCGCACAUGGAACCGCGAGGGCUUACUAGGUCGCUACUUUGGCGCCCCGUCGAUGCGCGAUGCCGAAGUCCACGGCAGCAGUAACAGCGAACGGCCCUCUACGUCCUGGGUGCGCCAGGGCCUCCGGCGCGAGGCCAACAAGGCGCGCAUCCUCCUCUACGCGCACCCGCCGCUCGUCGAGGGCACGACCCUCAACCGCCUCGCCGAGGAGCUCCUGCAGGCGCUGCACAAGCUACGCACGCAAGAGGGCGGGCCGCAGCGGCCGCUCCUUAUCCUCGGCCACAGCGUCGGCGGGCUCGUCGCCAAGAUGGCGCUGGUGCGCGCGAGCCGCGACCCCAAGUACGAAGACAUGCUCGACGCGUGCUACGGCGUCGCCUUCUUCGGCACGCCGCACCAGGGGUCCAGCUACUUUGCGAUGCGCUCGCUCGCGGGGAGCGUGCAGCGCCUGCUGCAGCUCGCGGCGCCGCUGCCCGAGACGCUCACGACGGAUCUACGGGUCGGGAACGCGCUGCUGGCGCACGUCGACGAGGACUUUAAAGAGAUUGCGAACGAUAUGCGAGUUUGGACGUUUUACGAGACGAUUGACUCGCGUCUCUCUGGGCGCGGUGCUGGUGGUGUGACACGCACGGCGACCGGGACGGACGGCAAGGGCGAGGGCGACAAUGUGUACUUUACGGCGCCGCUGACGUCGAUCAAGUCGGCGAUUCUGGGCAUGCGCCAGGAGAGAAUCUUUCCGCUGCAGAGCGACCACGCAAACGUGGCGUCGUUUGGCCGGCACAAUGUCCCGACCAUGCGGCUCUUCCUGCGACAGGUCGCUGAGCAGGUCGAGCACGCGGAUGCCAAUAUUGCCAGCAGCGAGGGGGAGCAGGGCACGGCGCACUGGAAGAUGCCGAAUCUGGAGCAGAAAGUCAACGUCGAGAUUCACGGCUUCUUUGAUGAUUUUAUCGGGGGGACUGGCAUUACGGCGGUGCGGGCGUGGUCCACGAGGCUUCCGCUUCGCGAGUUCAUCAGCAAGGGCCCCGACGAGUGUCUGAAUGAGAGGCUGAACGAGGUCGAUGGCUCGCCGGGCCAGGGGCAGUUUUUGAAGACACGCGGCAGAACAUCGCUGGCGCAAGUGGACCGCAGCGUCGAACACUCCCCUUCGCCGUCGAGAGCUAUCAUAUCCGUACCUCCUGUCAUGACCGUCAAAGACGCCUUGGGAAUCGACAGCAAAAUAACUGGCCCUGUGGGAGUUAUCACGCCAGGGUCGCCGGUCAUACACGCCCUCAGCAGUGUUCCCGCCGUCCCGCCGGCCUCGUCACCACAGUCCGCACCCAUCGGCCCCAUCACCUCGCCACCAUUUUGCGCACCCUCGCCGCCGACGCGACAUGCCGCCUCCGUCGUGCAGCAAAACGCCUCGCCACUUCUCCGGGCACAGAUUGAGCAGGAUCUCGUCAUCGACCGCCUCUCGCCGCCGCUGCGCGGCCGCAGAGCCAGCACGACGCCCGCUCUGUUGUCGCUAAGCCGAUCUGUGAGUCUGGGCAGCGACGGCGGCGCGUCACGGUGCAGGUAUCGCGACUUCCCGCCGUUUUCGGUCAGGAGUCGGAGCGCGGGGGGCGAUGAGGACAUAUUCAGUGGCGAGGAUGACGACUUGGAGCCGUCGCCUGCGUUGCCGGAGAACAUCUUUGGUGAGCGGGUGGUGUUUGGGAGUGGUGGGCAUCGGCAUGAAGAUGUGAAUGCCGGUGUUUUUCUGAAGCCAGAUGCUCAUGCAAAGAAGUUUACCUGGAUUCAUCUGCCGUAUAAUAACCCCGCAUGGGUCAAGAGCAUCUUGCAAACUCUUCAGGCUGCUACUUUACAGCGCCAAGAGCUUUGUCACCACUCAGUACCUCAGCUGUUAGUCCCACCAUGUCACCGUUUACCGGCGACGAGGCGCCUCCUCCGGCGCCGCAACCUAAUUCUACAGCGCUUGAACCAGGGUCGCUCGCGCCCGGUGCCCAACAACGUCGCCAAGAUGGACUCGCUCGAGAUGCAGGUCAUCUGGGAGUAUCUGGGCAACGACCCGCCCAUCAACUGCCGCCGCACGCUGGACCAGUUUGGGUAUCCGUCGCUUCGCGAUACCCGGUCGCGCGACGACGAUCAGAUGCUGUACAAGCUGACAAAGGAGCGCUUCGGCCUGCAUGGGCAUCGGCAGCAGCUUCAUUCGCAGGGAUCGAGUACCAGAGAUGGGUCCAAUAGAAGUGGCAACGAGGGUGGGAAUGUCGGGUGGAAGGAGAGACUGACACGUCUGAGGGGGCAAAAUGAAGAUCAAACUGGGGAAGAGGACGUUUUGAAUGGCAAUGUCUUGAUGGUAGAUCAGCUGUGGCUGUGGGCCAUUAAUACAAAAACCGUCGUUACUUUCUUCCCAAAGCGCGAGGGCGAUCCUAUCGAGGGGCCGCUGUUCCAGCAAGCCGACCUACGAGACAGCAUCUUCAACGAAGUCAAUGUCGACUUGACUCGACAGUGUGAGAAUGCACUUGAUCUGGCCGCACUAUCCGUGCUGCACGCCGUUACCGUUCUUUUAGAUCGGUCGUCGCAUCCCGACCUCGAAAUCUUUCGCAUCUUUGAGGAAGCCAUCAGCGUCUUGACUGAGAAGCUGACAAGCUCGUUGAAGGAAUUUCGCACAGAGGGCGUUCGCGACAAGACCUUUGACUUUGAGCCGGUCGAGAACCGUCUGCGCUUCAUCCGCGCCCGCCAUAAAGAAGAGGGCCGUCGCGCAGAACGCGAGAACCGCGACAACACCUCUGCACUGCUGGAGCUGCGCGAUAUCGAAGACGAGCUGGUGACGUUGCUGCACUUGUUUGAGCGUCAGAGCCGGGUAAUCUCCUCCAUGCAUGCCAUUUACGCCCGCGCCGAGCUGCGCGAGCACACCGUCAACGGCCGUCUCUUCCUCGCCGAGGCGCUGAAAAAGGUGACGGAAUACAUCCAGCAGGCCGAGGAGAUGAUUCGCCGGGUGCGCGACACGCGCGACGACUACGACAAGCUGCUGCAGAUGGUCCAGCGCCAGGCGCAAGUCGACGAGGUGCGUCUGAGCAGGUUGCACGCCGACGUGGCGGGCGCGCAGAACCGCAGCGUCAUGAUCUUUACCGUCUUCACCGUCAUCUUCCUGCCGCUGACUUUUUUCACGGGUCUCUUUGGCAUGAACACGCAGGAAUGGGGCGGCGACAACAACCUCUCCCUCAAGACGAUUGGCACGAUUGCGCUGCCCGCCAGCGUGCUGCUCAUCGUGGUGUCGCUGGUCGUGGCCUGGAGUACCACGGUCCGCAAGCUGUUCAACUACGUGAUUCGGGGGUUCCGACGCCUGCAAGAGUACUCUUACGUCUUUGUAUGGGAUCCGUGCCUGCGUGUGCUGCACGAGUUAGUCGGGUACGUGUCGUGGCGGCGCAGCGAGGCAGACAACGAGGGCGAGGCGGAUGGGAGCAGGGCGAGCGGUGGUGGGAAUGGUGCGCUUCGGCAGGAAGCGAGUGAUUUCUGGCAGAGACACAGGCUGGAGCGCGAUAGGGCGUAUAGGAUCCCGGAGGUGAACAAGAGAGGGGUGCGAAAGGGCUGGUCGGUAAGGGCAAAGAAAGACAACAAGGCCAAGUAG
Akanthomyces muscarius is the source of this 3972-nucleotide messenger RNA. RefSeq lists its product as uncharacterized. Gene Ontology annotation, cellular component: membrane. The transcript is spliced from 7 exons. The record is from RefSeq and is a predicted model, not a curated record. The coding region runs from base 1 to 3972 and encodes 1323 amino acids. Gene Ontology annotation, molecular function: metal ion transmembrane transporter activity. NCBI's taxonomy places the organism in Eukaryota, Fungi, Ascomycota, Sordariomycetes, Hypocreales, Cordycipitaceae. Gene Ontology annotation, biological process: metal ion transport; transmembrane transport.